GGCCGUUCAGUUUUAGAUUUGGUCACACUGAAGAAUAACUUUUUAAAAAUAAUAAAAUAAAAGAAAAUUUGUGGCACAUUGAGCCACAGGUUGACGGUCUGUCCUGAAGAAUAUAUAAAGACGUAAAAUUUGCAGGGAAGGGAAGAACCGAGCACCAUGAACGGAAGAAGUGUUGCGGAGCCUCCGGACUUCCAGGCCGCCACUGCAGCCGCGGCGGCAGCUGCUCUGGCCAGUAGUUCGGAGCAAGACGAGUGGAGCGUGAGCGAGUGCGGAUUCCUGGAUCCGGAGGUGCAACGCACCAUGCGGAGCGGCGGUGCCGCCGAGGACAUCACCCAGUAUCCUAUGCACGGCUGGGUGGACGUCACCAGGGAAUUCCACGACGCCUGUGCGGAGCUACAGCCUGGCGAACUGGCCCAGGAUAUGUUAUUUGGUCUUUUUGAGGCCAUGUCUGCCAUAGAGAUCAUGGACCCGAAAAUGGACGUGGGAAUGGGCUUCGACAAACUGGACCUGCCGCCGCCCUCUUUUGAGGCUGCCAUAGCGACAGGGGCCAUCAAACUGGACGAUCUCACGGCCGCCGAACUGAUUGGCAUCUAUGAUGCUUUGUUUUCAUGUCUGGUAUCCUGGCUGGAGGGCAACUCCAUGGACCAGGUGCUCUUCACCUGUCUUUACCUGCAUGCUCCCUCGCAGAUUAAGGAUAAGGCGCUACGCGUCUUUUGCACUGCCGUGCGUAAUCUCAUCGUGGUCAUUAAGAACAUAAUUGCCGUGGCCGCUGUUAACGAAGAGGAGGACUUCCAACUGUACGGAAAUUCCGCUCUUCUGGCCGCAGAGAAGGCCCAGCCGGCUGCUGUUUUUGCAUCACUAAAGGAGGCAGAGGACGAACUGGUGCGCAAGUGCAAGAAGUUGUCGGCAACGGAAGACUGGAUGGCUGUGGUUCAUCGGCUGCGUUUUAUGCGCCACCUUUUUCAGGUUAUAUAUCACGUGGAGCAGAUGGCUAGCAAUGACGCCGUCGAUGACAAGGUCGACAUCUACAAAAUCCUGCUUGCUGCUUCUGAGAUGCUGCCGGGAAUAAGAAAUACCCUGGAUCUUGGCACGCAACCCGAAAAGGGAUCUGAAGCACCGAAUCCAAUGGGCUUUUCACCCCGAAUCCACGACCGUAGUCAACCGCCUGCUUUUCCACGUAGCAUCAAGAUCAGGGAUCGGGCGGCCAGCUAUCAGUUCCUGGAGGAAAUGAUUUCGCGAUUCAAGUACGCCUGCAAAGUCAUCAAGUACAAAGACUACUAUUCGGCUCUGAACUUUUUCAUCGAGUACAGUAAAAAGUCAGGCCAGUGCAUCCUGUCCAGAAGCGUGUUGCAGAAUCUGUUUAGCGCCAACAUGCGAAUGGCCCAUGGAAAGCUUCCCAUGAAGCAGUUCCUGCGCCACUCUGUUCAAAUAUUUAACUCUCCGCCCGUGUUGAAUACUAAGCAUCCAGUAGCAGCAGAUCCAAAAGUUCAGCAACACCUAGAUAACUUUUUCCGUUACUGCAUCAACAUGAACACCUUUACACAGUUCAUUCGCAUUUGCGGAUUUAAUCGCGCCCGGCAGCGAGAUAAACUGGCACGACUAAUAGAGAACUUCGACACCAUACAAGUGGAUGCGGCGCGACUGGAUUCGAUGAUGAACCAACUGGCUAAUGAACGGGCUAUGGAGGGGAACGAGCCAUUGGCCACCGCCCUGAAGCACAGCACCCACUUCUCCACCUGGGUACUGUACAACUGUUUUCGUGCAAUGCUGAUCUUCCUGAUGUCUGGCUUCGAACUAGAACUUUAUGCUGUGCAUGAGUUCCUCUAUAUCUACUGGUACCCGUACGAGUUCCUAAUUGGCUUCCUAGUCUCCGCUUUGACACGCACAGAGAACAUCCUGCGGGCCCAGGAGGAGUACGCCGAGCACCAAAGUAAGAUUCAAUCGGGCGGCAGCGGAGCGGCAAAGAACCGCAAGGCGGCAAAGCCGAAAAAAAACAAAAAACAACAGCGGCCCUACCCUGCAGAGAUCGUCUUCUACCACGCCCUGCUCAGCCUCUGCGGCGGAAUGUAUAAGGCAAUGGGAGCUUUGACCAAAGAUGGACGAGUGCGCCUGCCGCUGUCCAAGUUCGACAACGAGGAAAUUCGCUACAAUCGGCGCUUCGUACCCUUCGCAACACUUACCAGUCCGCCACCAGUCUCGUACGCAGAGUUCAAAAAAAUUAGGGAGCACAUGAUGCGCCACAGCGUAGAGGAUCUAUACACCAAUGCGGCCAAGCAAUUUGACCAGGCGCGCAAUGUCCUUGAGAGCAUUCAGAAUCCCGAUCAGGAGAUACUGGAUCUCCUGCAAAUAGCACGAACAAACUUUGUUGUAAUGAAUGUACUGGCCCGCGGUCAUCAGAAGGAAUUGAAGCGCCAGCCAGAGUUUGACUUCUCGAAACAUAGCUACUUCCCCAUCAUCAAGCUAAAAUAGAUGUUCAUGUGUUCCGUAAUUGACAACAAUAAAAUUUAUAUGUAUGCA
Messenger RNA from Drosophila eugracilis, 2517 nucleotides. It is a transcript of the gene Naa35, whose product is annotated as N-alpha-acetyltransferase 35, NatC auxiliary subunit homolog. NCBI's taxonomy places the organism in Eukaryota, Metazoa, Arthropoda, Insecta, Diptera, Drosophilidae. Gene Ontology annotation, biological process: N-terminal peptidyl-methionine acetylation. Bases 157 to 2469 code for a protein of 770 amino acids. The transcript is spliced from 6 exons. Gene Ontology annotation, cellular component: NatC complex. The record is from RefSeq and is a predicted model, not a curated record.